Messenger RNA from Aspergillus steynii IBT 23096, 1344 nucleotides. Its product is annotated as DMT family transporter. Bases 1 to 1344 code for a protein of 447 amino acids. Gene Ontology annotation, cellular component: membrane. NCBI's taxonomy places the organism in Eukaryota, Fungi, Ascomycota, Eurotiomycetes, Eurotiales, Aspergillaceae. The record is from RefSeq and is a predicted model, not a curated record. The transcript has 3 exons.
AUGUCUGCCUCGGCCUCUCAUCCCGGCGGGGACUCUCAUUCUACAACCCAUGCCAAUCCCCCGUCUUCGCGACUGUUCAAAUGGUUGCCAUUCAGUCGACGGUCGAAUGCCUCUGACGAGACCCCGGCCGCCUCAUCUUCCUGGGGGGUGGAUUCGCGCGAAUCGGCCAGGGAGGUGUGGGCUCAGGGCAAAGGCAUGAUUCUGGUGAUGAUGUCGCAGUUCUUCGGGUCGUCGAUGAACGUGAUGACCAAAGUGCUGGAGAACCAGGGCCGCAAUGGCGAAGGGUUGAGUCCGUUUCAGAUUCUCUUCGCCCGCAUGUCCAUCACCGUGCUGGCCAGUUAUCUCUACAUGUGGUAUGCCCGGGUGCCGCAUCCUUUCGGCACCCGAUCCGAACUGGGCUUGCUGCUCCUGCGCGCCGGCGGCGGCUUCUGGGGCGUUUACGGGCUCUACUACUCGGUGCAGUACCUGCCGCUCUCCGAGGCCACCGUCCUCACCUUCCUGGCGCCGAUCCUGAGCUGCUACGCCUGCUCGCUGUACAUGCCGCACGAGACGUUCACGCGCAAGCAGCAGUUGGCGGCGAUGGUGUCGCUGGUCGGCGUCGUGCUGAUCGCGCGGCCCUUCUCGCACGCCACGUCGGACCGGGACUCGGUCGACAAGGUGCAGCGGUCCCUGGCGAUCGCGAUGGCGCUGGUGGGCGUGCUGGGCGCCUCCUGCGCCUACUCGGCCAUCCGCAUGAUCGGCCAGCGCUGCCACCCGCUGGUGUCGGUGACGUACUUCUCGCUCGUCACGACCGUGGUGUCGUUCGUAGCCAUGCUGGUGAUCCCCUCCGUGCCGCUGGAGCUGCCCGGCACCGUGAUGGAAUGGACCUUGCUGGCGGGACUGGGCGUGUGCGGGUUUCUGCUUCAGUUCCUGCUGACGGCUGGGUUGUCAUACGUGCCCCCGGCACCGCGACGGUCGAGCAUGAAAGCGAGUCGUCGCGUUCCUAGUCCAUACGGUAGCGAUGAUAACGAGAAUGACCAGGAUCAGGCGCAGAGGCCGUCGUCGUCCGGGUCGCGGGCCACCUCCAUGCUCUACACACAGAUGCUCUUCGCGCUAUUUUACGACGGCGUGGUCUGGGGUAAUACGCUGUCGGCCGUGAGCUGGCUGGGAUCGGGAUUGAUCCUGGUCAGCGCCAUCUAUGUGGCCAUGGCGCGGGAGACCCGGCCCGACAGAGGUGCAGCAGCAGUGGCGUCCAAAGAGACGGACGAGCCGCACGAGGGGCGCUCAGAUGCCGCGGACGACCAUCUGGAGCGACGUCAUGGAGAAAGAACGCCUGGAGGAGGGCGGGGAAGCAAUGAUGCAUGA